AGGUGAGGUCGGCGGAAAAGAUGUUCGAGUCUGGACCUGCUGUUCCUGCUGGAGAUGUGCAGAUUGGUGAUGCUAUUGUGGAUGAGACGAGGGAUGAGCGGUCUUUUCGGCAUGUGAGUGCCAGUCCUUUUCGCUCGACGACGGAGCCGCCGCCUAAGAUUUCUUGGACGCAUGCUUGGGGGAUGAUGAAGUGGGGGCGCAAGGCUGGCGCUUGGGGGCAGGGAGUUGAUGGUCUGAAGGACCGGGGGAAAUGAGAGGUCAAUGGCACACGUGACCACCCUCAAUGUUGCGUGGUCCCGGAGGUCGCACUUGCUCUCUGCAAGUCGCGCUUACCUCACUUCCACUCACCACCUCCUUGCCACAGCUUCUGCACACCACCGCACCUUCUGCAAACCACCACAGCUUUUGCAAACCACCGCAGCGUCUGCAAACUACCACAACUUCUGCAAGUCAACCAAAAAUCAUCGACCUCGUUGGCUGCAAAAUGGACGUCAUAUUAGGCGAUAACCGUUACUGGACAUGGGAACCAGACCACCAUCCUGAUCACGCAGAGCUCCACAAACGUGCGAACGAACUCGGCUGCACCCGAGAUAUCGGCGACUGGACAAAAGAGAAACUGACCUCCUGGCUACGACGUCGCAAACGAGAGCUCCCCAUCUACGAGCAAUGUUCGGAUGCUGAACUAGCCACAUUCAUCAGACAGCGAAAUCUUGCCAUAUCUCCUCCAGCAAAGGAAACCGCCCUCGAGACACAGACUUGGUCGCUCCGGACUGGCGCCAUCGAAGUACUUGAGGCCGCUGAUGAUGCAAUGGCCUUCCACCGCUUUCUCGAUCUGCCUCCAGAGCUCCGCAAACUCGUCUACGAAUGGCACGUCAAAGGCUUUCCGGAAGCGAUAAUCCUGCCUGCAAAGCCUCCAAUAGCACAAACCUGCCACCUCAUUCGUGAGGAGGUACUACCGGUCUUCUAUUCGCAGCUUUCUAUUGAGAUCUUUUUCGAACUCCAGACGAACGACAAGGGCAACCGUAUACGUCAACGGAACGAGACAAACUUGUUUCUCCUCUACAUGCGACCAAAGGAUUAUCAAUACCUCAACAUGAUCGACAUAGCGGUCAUGGACGAGGAUUCGGGAUCGAUUGAGGUGGACUGCUCGGUAGCCUUGAUGAAAACUACCAGCUCUUAUCGUGUCGCAGUCGGAAAUGUUGAUCGAGAUGCGGCUGGCGUCCUGGGAACCACUGACGAUUGUCCACAUAAAGACAUCCUGGAGCGGCGGCUUAAAGAGGUAUUGGACGGAAUGGUUGCACGGGGCGGGACGCUGCAGUUCACUGCCUAUGACAUCUACUCGAUGCGGUACGCGAUCGAACGUGGCUGGCGUGAAUUCGAUGACUGGCGCAAAUAGGGGUGUCUUUGCAACAUCUCUCGAUGUGCCUUCAACGACUAGAACGAGCAGGGAUCGAAUCGACGGCCGUGGAGCGAUCGGUAGAAGGCAGAAAGGAACGGGAGGAGUGAGGAUUGCACGUGGGUGUCGACGACUGAGGUCGAUCACUGAGCAAACGGAGGCGGUAAUGAAUAAGUUAAGUGAAAAGGUCAUCACUGGUGACACAACAUGGUCUGCGCACCACAUGA
Messenger RNA from Neohortaea acidophila, 1623 nucleotides. RefSeq lists its product as uncharacterized. The transcript has a single exon. NCBI's taxonomy places the organism in Eukaryota, Fungi, Ascomycota, Dothideomycetes, Mycosphaerellales, Teratosphaeriaceae. The record is from RefSeq and is a predicted model, not a curated record. Bases 284 to 1396 code for a protein of 370 amino acids.